GUUAAAAUGGAACACCCAAAAUUUUUACAGAGAAAUCUUUCGAUGCUUCUGGCUUUCGUUCUGUCUAUAUCCACUUGCUCGGCGAGAGGUGCUUGGCCGGAAAAGCCUCCGUCUGGUAAACUAUACGGCGGCUGAAAGAGGGAUCAUCGCAAUGGCAUCGUUGAAUCUGGCUCUUGCUGCUCAUCAAAAGACACGGCUUCUCCAAGUUUCUUGCAGAAGGAAAGAAAAGGAGCGCAACAAUUUCGACCCGUACAAAGUCAUUGAAAUCACUCCUCCGCCGAAGAAUCUCGGCAUUCGCUGCUUUCCGCCCAACUUACAAUGUGGGGAGAGUGUGACAAUAGAAGGCCAAACAUACACCAUCUCAGCUGUAACUCAUCGCUAUCAGCUCAGGAAGGGGAAGUAUGAGCCAACUGAAAAGAGACUUGAUGUUUUGUCCACAGGGAGGUAUAUAUUGAACUUGUAUCUAGAAAAUUUAUUAGAAAAAUCUUGAUACCUCAUGAGGGAAAAAGA
Molecule: messenger RNA, 510 nt
Organism: Momordica charantia (bitter melon)
Lineage: Eukaryota; Viridiplantae; Streptophyta; Magnoliopsida; Cucurbitales; Cucurbitaceae
Source: RefSeq, a predicted model, not a curated record